GAGGACAUGGUGUGCCUCAGUUGCACGGCCACGGGAGAGAGGGUGUGCCUGGCGGCGGAGGGCUUCGGCAACCGCCACUGCUACCUGGAGAACAUCGCGGACAAGAACAUCCCGCCGGACCUCUCCCAGUGCGUGUUCGUCAUCGAGCAGGCGCUCUCGGUGCGCGCCCUGCAGGAACUGGUGACGGCAGCCGGAUCGGACUCGGUAAGACGACGACGGCGGCGGCGUCCUGGAGUUGCUCACGCUCCGGCCCUGGACACGAGGGCCAGCGCCGGGGAGCUGGACACGAUUGGUUCCGGGCCGGGCUUGCCGCCUGGGCUCUGGGCAGACCCGCUGCGCACCAGUGCCCGACAGGCCUGCCCACCGCCCAGGCGGCCCGCCGGGUGA
Messenger RNA from Frankliniella occidentalis (western flower thrips), 387 nucleotides. RefSeq names its product ryanodine receptor-like. Gene Ontology annotation, biological process: calcium ion transport. The transcript is spliced from 2 exons. Gene Ontology annotation, cellular component: smooth endoplasmic reticulum; Z disc; sarcoplasmic reticulum membrane. NCBI's taxonomy places the organism in Eukaryota, Metazoa, Arthropoda, Insecta, Thysanoptera, Thripidae. The record is from RefSeq and is a predicted model, not a curated record. The annotation marks the transcript as partial. Gene Ontology annotation, molecular function: ryanodine-sensitive calcium-release channel activity.